Messenger RNA from Perognathus longimembris pacificus (Pacific pocket mouse), 2466 nucleotides. RefSeq lists its product as uncharacterized. The coding region runs from base 565 to 1554 and encodes 329 amino acids. Lineage: Eukaryota; Metazoa; Chordata; Mammalia; Rodentia; Heteromyidae. The transcript is spliced from 2 exons. The record is from RefSeq and is a predicted model, not a curated record.
CAUCUGGUACCCAGGCCACACAGCAUCCACUGUCCUGGGUCACCCUGCUGUCAGGGAGAGAGGGCUGAGACCUCCUAUCGGGACUGGGCUGCUACAGCCCCGGGUGAGUGCUGGGAUAGGAUUGGGAGCACACUGCUGGCUGGCAUAAGUCGUGAGCACUUGAGUCUGGGUGGGGUUUCAGCUCCUAUUUUAAGUUGCAAACGUUGCCGUUUUCUGGGAGGGGCUAUGUGAGGGCCAGCACGCGUCUGCAAGAGAACCCUGGAAGCAGGGGCUCAGCUCGGCACACAUCACCCCUCUAUCCAGUACAGGGUGAUUUGAGUGUGUGGUCAUGUGACCAAACCAUACACUACUUAAAACACUGUGUGGUUUGGAUGACUUCAGGCCAGUUCCUGUUUCUCCUCAUGAACUGUAGGUUUCUGUGCUGGCUGGGCUUCACCGAGCAGAGCGGCAGACAUUAGGCCAGACGGAGCAGAAACCCAGCUCCACAGCAGCCUCCUCCGUCCUGAAGCUCCCGGCCUCAGGGCAGCAGGAGCGGCCUCCACACAGGGGUGUCAGCUCUCCAAGAUGGGCUCCCACAACAUGUCCUGGAUCCAGUACCCAAGCCAUGUGUCCCCAGCUGUGGAGGACGUUAUCGCUACACAGAGCAUCAUCUCCAGAUGCACACACGUGUACGUGGCUCUGUGUGUCCCGCUGAGCUUGGCUACUGGUCUCUUCAACUUGACCACGUUUGUCCGCUGCCGAGCCAAGCUGGGAGUGCUGGACAUGCAGCUCUCAGGUCUCACUGUCACCGGCAUCCUCAUGACCCUGCUGUCACUCAGCGCUGCCAGCAGGCCCAACUACAUGCUCACCACAAACCUGGGCUGCGGGGUCCUGUCUUUCUUCGCCAAUGUCUGCUACUUCACUGCCCAGUACCUGCAGGGGGCCAUGCUCAUCCUGACCCUCUUGCCGGGCUCCUCAUGCCAUCUGCUCUGGGGAAUCCAGGGUGUCCUAAGCUCUGCAGCAGGCCUGGCCACCAUUGGGGGCUGUGCCAUCUGCAGCUCACUGAUCGUGGUGGCCCUGCUGGGCACAUCUGGAGAGCUGCACAGAGCCACCCUGUGCCAGGUGGACCCGCUGACCACUUGGCCGGAAUAUGAAAUUGUCAAGUUCAGCCUGGGCUUCGGGCUUGCCCUGGCCUUCAAGCUCAUUCUCUUGGUCCUAUGUGCCACUCAACCAGCCUGGCGGGCAGCUCCAGCCCAGAGGGACAUAGCCUCUGCCCGUGGUGUGGUGCUGACUGUGGUUCUGAACAUGUUUGCCUGCCGACUCUUCUACAACAUGGCGCUCCUCCAGCGGGCGGGGCGGAAGCUGCAGAGGGACAUGGGCUCCCCAAGGGAUGAGCUGCUCAUGAACCUGGCAGAACUAGUCCUGUUCGGGGAGAGCUGCAUCAACGCCCUGGCCACCCUCCUUCUGCACAAACUCUGCAGGCUUGCACUGAUGGGCAUCCUGGGGCACCUCACCCAGAGGUGCAGAGGCCGGGGGGUCGACAACAGUGUCUCCCUGCACAGAGUGGCAAGCUAGAACCAAGCCACAUGGGCGCAUGGCACACCAGGCCUCUUCCAGGUGCUCAGGAAAGACUCACUUGCAGAGAACACAGGCUAGGCCCUUCUGUGAAGAUGCCACAGGGCAUGUGCGUGUUUGGAAAGUUCAUUAAUAUGGUGGCUUUAGGGCCUUCCACUGUCCAAGAAAAAGCACCAUGGUUCCACCAGUAACAGCCAGGCAUGCAAUGAUGAGGGGCAGGAACUGGGCAUUGCACACUUGGCCUGACAUCUUCCCCAGAACUUCUAGGCCAUAACAUGCUCUGUUCCUCGUGCUGUUGCUGUUCAACCCCCCAGUACUGCCAUGACAUCUGGACAAUGGAAAUCUGACCAGGGACAGAGAGGGUCUGUUUUCACAUCUGUCAUCACCAUCUAGCUCUGUGAUUGUCACUUACAGGCUGAGAAGCACUGCAACAACUGGACUGAAGCUGGCACCUGCAGCAUCACAGAGCAGGUAGGUAGAGACACCUGGACCUUAGUCUGGUGGGAAGGGAACACCGCAUUGCCCAUAUGAAGAUCUGUGGACAGGCUGGGGGCAUGAGCUCGAGGCUCCUGUCCCACAGCUGCUAGCCAUCAUUCCUACUGGAUUUUUUUUUUUUAAAUCAAGAUCUUCUUGUUGAAUAGAGAAAAGAUCUACACCGAGGCCUUAAUGAAGUCUAUGGCUGCCUAGCUUCAGUCUUAUUUAAUGACAGUCUGUAACUUAAUAAAAAUGGUGAGCUUCUUGUCCAUGUUUACAUAUCUGUAUCAUUUCUUCAGAGAAAAAGAAUUCUGGAUCUUAACCAAUUAAGCAGCUUCAGCAAUGUCCUAUGGACAUUUCUAAAUGCUUUUGAAAGACCCCCUUGCUAUUUCUCCCUCCAUUCAUUCAUUCACCUUCAUGGCAACGUGUGUGUGUGUG